Messenger RNA from Cornus florida, 1245 nucleotides. Its product is annotated as RNA demethylase ALKBH9B-like. NCBI's taxonomy places the organism in Eukaryota, Viridiplantae, Streptophyta, Magnoliopsida, Cornales, Cornaceae. Gene Ontology annotation, biological process: mRNA catabolic process. Bases 1 to 1158 code for a protein of 385 amino acids. The transcript is spliced from 6 exons. The record is from RefSeq and is a predicted model, not a curated record. Gene Ontology annotation, molecular function: demethylase activity; mRNA binding.
AUGGAUGAAAUUUCUGGAAAAUUUAGUGCAAUAUCAAUCAAUGGUAGCAGUGGCUAUCCCUCACCAGUGAAAAGUUCACUGCCUUCUACUAAUAACCCGGAAACUGUUUACUUGGGAAGGCAGAGAAGAUAUGUUGUUAAGUCGUCCCCAGCAUCAGUCAACAACAAGCAUCCAUCAGUAUUCAAUAAUUCAGUAUCUGAAAUGCUAAAUGAUGGACUCAAUGGAGUUUCUUCUCCCGGUUUUGAUUGGUUAUCUGAGGAUCAAAAGGAGUAUAUUAGGUUUGGACAAGUCACUAGUAAGAAGGAUUUUUUUCAUGUUGAGAGGGUAAAUGGAAGGCCGACGAAUGUGCUUCAUGGACUUGAGCUACACACUGACGUUUUUAGUUCUGAGGAGCAAAAGAAGAUUGUCGAAUGUGUCCACAAUUUACAGCGCAUGGGAAAGAAAGGACAGCUUCGAGCAAGAACAUAUUCGGAACCAAGAAAGACGAUUCGGGGUAAUGGGCGUGUCACGAUUCAAUUUGGAUGCUGUUACAACUAUGCAGUGGACAAAAAUGGGAAUCCCCCAGGAAUAAUCAGAGAUGAAGAAGUUGAUCCCAUGCCCCCAUUGUUCAAGCAAAUGAUCAAGAGGUUGGUCCGGUGGCAUGUUCUGCAUCCGGCGUUUGUCCCUAAUAGUUGCAUUGUAAAUAUGUACGAUGAAGGGAUCUGCAUUCCUCCUCACAUUGACCAUCAUGACUUCCUUCGGCCCUUCUGCACCAUCUCAUUCUUGAACAAGUGUGAUAUAAUGUUCGGUGCAAGUCUGAGGGCGGUUAGACCAGGAGAGUUUGUCGGUCCUGUCUCCAUUCCUCUGCCUGUCGGAUCGGUGCUCGUUCUAAAAGGUAAUGGAGCUGACAUUGCUAAACAUUGUGUUCCAUGUGUCCCAGCAAAAAGGAUUUCAAUCACUUUCAGGAAAAUGGAUGAGAGCAAAUUACCGUAUAAUUAUUUACCCGACCCGGAGCUGAUAAGUGUAAAGCCUCUCAUGUACACUCCCUUGUUCUUACAAGUCCAACAAAACCAGCAUGAACAAGAAGAGAUCAUCCAUGGUGGACCUAGAGUGCUGCAGAGACCAGUAUUAACGCAUUUUUCAUGGCAUUAUCCGAUUCCCCUUCCCUCGACAGCUUGAAUUGUACUCCUGUGAACCAGCAAAGGGCUAACAAAAACUGUUUGAAGUAAUGAGGUGUAUAGUAUUAUAUGGAUUCAAGUACUAUUU